Lactuca saligna is the source of this 555-nucleotide messenger RNA. The record is from the annotation of a GenBank genome assembly. NCBI's taxonomy places the organism in Eukaryota, Viridiplantae, Streptophyta, Magnoliopsida, Asterales, Asteraceae.
AUGACAGUGUUUAAUGCAAUUGAAAAUUGGAAGAAGUCCAACCACAAGCACAAGAAAAAAGGAAAAGGGAGGGCUCCAUGUCAAGGGUGGACGGGUGAUGAAGAGAGGCCACUCGCUCAAUCAUGGCUAGAUGUGUCGGAGGACCCGAUCCACGGCGACGAUCAAGACUCAAAAACUUUCAAAGAAAAUGUUUGGCGUAACUUUUGUAAAUGCAUGAAAAAGAAUACCCGCAACCCCAAAUCACUUUACUCUAAGUGGAGGACCACCAAUCGAGCCAUAAUGGAGUUCAACGACAUCUAUAUAAAUGCCAUCAAAAACCUCCAAAGCGGUGCAACUGAGUUGGAUGUCAUAGCUAAAGGCAGUCGAAAAAGGCUAGGGUUAAAAACUGCCGACGAUUACACAGGGAUGUCCAAACGAAGCGAAACUUUCAAGACCACCAACAAUCAAUCUCCCAAUGCGCGUAUCGGAGGGAUUGACAUCAACGAAGAUUCUUAUAGAGUUCCAACUUGUCCUAUGGGAAGAGACAAAGCAAAAAGAAAGUUGAAAGCAGCAUAA